Molecule: messenger RNA, 2601 nt
Organism: Mytilus trossulus (common blue mussel)
Lineage: Eukaryota; Metazoa; Mollusca; Bivalvia; Mytilida; Mytilidae
Product: sex peptide receptor-related protein 2-like
Exons: 2
Coding region: 466-1686 (406 amino acids)
Biological process (GO): G protein-coupled receptor signaling pathway
Cellular component (GO): membrane
Molecular function (GO): G protein-coupled receptor activity
Source: RefSeq, a predicted model, not a curated record
AUAUUUUUCAUUUCAAGGCAGGCCUCAUGAGGUCAAUAACAAUCAGAUAGUGAGGAAGAUUAUUAAAAGAACAUGACUUCAACACAGAUUUACAGGUUAUUUUAUUAUUUGAACUGGAAUGAAGUGAUUAAUUUUAUUGUGAUGGUCAGAUAAGAAGAACGUACUAGCCUUCAGAUUCCAAUCGAUUUUAUAUAGACUAUCCAAUCCAUGCUGAGAACUUUUAAUGCGCUCUUCUGACUUAGAAGAUAAUUUUGGUUUUCUCAGCUGCUAUAUGUCAGCUUUAUCUCGAGGGAGUGUACAAACGACAAAAAAUUUGAAUGACAUAAAUACUGGUAUAUAUGAUUUAACAACACGUAGAUUUGAAAUGACCGUUUAUUGUUGUUGACAAUAUUAAGUCACAAGAAGAAUUGAAGUUAUAAAAGUUCGAACAAGGUAUAUAAAGAAAAGUAAAACGAGGUCAGAUCGAUGGACACAAACGUAAGUUGGAGCCAGGGAGAUGUUCCUCGCGGAAUGACCAAAGCAAUAAACAGUACACACGAAUUUUACUACUAUACCAUUUAUGAAUAUGAAUCUUACAACCACUAUGAUCCAUGUGGCAAUGGUUCGGAGGAACAAAAUUACGUCCACCGCCAUAGUGGAAUGGAAAUAUUCAUUAACAUAUUUCUUCCUAUACUCUGCGUAAGUGGUAUAGUCGGCAUCAUACUGACAGUUAUUGUUCUGAGCAGGAAAAAUAUGUGCACAUCAACAAAUACAUAUCUGAUGUCCCUCGCUGUCGCUGACUUAGGCUUUCUUUGUCUUGUUGGAUGCAGAAGUCUUGAUCGUCACUUAUCCGGCAAAGCUUUAUAUUCGUUUUAUGCAUUUUAUGAGUACGCGCAGAUAUUUAUACACACGUUCCUUCUGUCGUCUGUUUGGUUAACAGUGAUGCUCGCUGUCGAGCGGUAUAUCGCCAUUUGUCACCCACUGAAAGCUAUAUCAAUUUGUACAGUCAAAAGAUCAAGAAUUAUCAUUCUUCUCAUAUUCGUUGUGUCAUUUUACUGUCGAGUUCCAAAUUUCUUCGAAUUAAAACUUGAAACAUUUUACCUUUGUGGCGAACCGGUUCGCCAAGUUGUUUUGACACCUCUUGCACUCAAUACAACCUACAAGAUCAUAUAUGCUUGGAUUAUCGACUGUGCAAUAUGCGCAAUUAUUCCAUUUCUUUUCUUGGUAUACCUGAACAUUCGACUUGUCCUUGAAAUUCGUAAAUCCACAAAAUACCUACGUUAUCAUAUUGGAAUAAACUCUAACAUGCAGAAUAUAGUCGCGCAUGAGCAACUGAAGAUAACAAUGAUGUUGGUUAGUGUUAUUGUAGCUUUUUUCAUAUGUCAAGCCCCUUAUGUCAUAUACAUAGCUUAUGUCAAUAUACACAAGUUUAGCUUUGACAAUUUUUCAAAUGACAAGAGAAAAACCUUUGAAAUAAUAAUGUGUAUAACAUUGUUUCUAUUAGCAGUUAAGUCCGCUUUUAACUUUAUACUGUAUUGUUGGUUCAGUGAAAAGUUUUGGAACACCUUCAAACGAGUAUUCUGUGUAAGAUAUUGUACAAUGAAACACUCAACGAAAAGGAAAAACCAUACAGUCCAUUCGGCAGACAAUAACGCUACGAGCAGUGUCAGAAAAACAUCUUAUCUUACAAAGGAUACUAUCUGUUAGGGAUGUUGGAGGAUUUAAGGUUUAGCGAUCUAAGGUGGACAGAAGCCGAAACUUGUAAAUUUAACACGGAUACUGACCAAUGGUCAGAAUUGCUGAAUAUUGUAGCAUAUAAUUGUCAAUCAAAAACAAGACCAUUUGUCAUAUAAUUGUUUUACUUGUCAGAACUAAAAAUUUACGUUUGGAAUUAAUAUACUUUAUUGCAAGUAUCGUUCUUAGAAAGCUUUUAAGGGAGCAAUUAUUUAAUUUCAAAGGGGAUAUCAUGGUUUUCAUAAGGUAUGAGGUAAAACUGCUUUAACAGAAUCUUUUUUUUCAUCAAAUUGGGGAUCAAAUGAUAAAAUGUGAUUAUGUUAAGGAUUUUAAAAAAUCCUUGCUUAGAUUUCUCGAAUAUUAAAACUAUGUACGAUAUAUAUAUCUGUAAAAAUAUGCCAUCUGUACAGUGUAUUGUCAUCAUGUUAUUGUUGUACAUGAAAAAGAGCUAUGCAAUGAUCGUUAAAUAUCUCAAAUUUGAUGUACAGCAAUCAUUGUUAUUGGAAAUUUGCUUCAGGAGCUGUAUAGACCCAAUAAGUGAUUUUAAAAUUAUUACGAUUAAGAUUGUUCAAGGAGUGACAAAUCUACAUGUACGUAUCAUCGCCUUUUCCUGAUCAAGAAAUUUCGCUGUGGCAGUUGCGUAACUUUUGAAUGCCCCUGUUAAAAUUACUUGCAACCUUAAAAUACAAGACUGACGACUAAUGCAUUAAGUAUAAGUAAUGUAUAUAUUAAGCUACAUAAUUGUACAAAUAAAUGUUUUCAUUGUGUAUUGCAUUUUGUGACCUGUUCCGUUAUACGGAAUUAAAGAGUGACGUUCGGCUUGACAUCUUUAUUUAUAAAUGUUGUUGAUGUUUCAUCAAUAAAAUUUGAAAAAAGUCAAAUCAUGUA